AUGCAGACUGCUUCUACAAACAUUUGUGAAAGAAUGAGUCUCUCUCAGGAGCUCAAUGGAUUCAAACGUGGUACAGUGAUAGGUUGCCACCUGUGCAAUAAGUCCAUCCAUGAAAUUUCCUUGCCACUAAAAAUUCCAUGGUCAACUGUUAGUGGUAUUUUAACAAAGUGGAAGCAACUGGGAACAACAGCAAUUCAGCCGGAAGUGAGCUGGGUCAGCGCAUUUGCUGUGCGCAGAACUCGCCAACUGUCUGCAGAGUCAAUAGCUAAAGACCUCCAAACUUCGCGUGGCCUUCACAUUAGCACAACAAAAGUGCAUAAAGAGCUCAUGGAAUGGGGUUCC
Staurois parvus is the source of this 342-nucleotide messenger RNA. NCBI's taxonomy places the organism in Eukaryota, Metazoa, Chordata, Amphibia, Anura, Ranidae. The record is from the annotation of a GenBank genome assembly.